AUGGGUUCCAUGGUCCUUCCGCAUCUCCAGAAUGCCUGGCAGGUUGAUCAGGCCAUUCUCUCCGAAGACGAGCGAUUAGUCGUAGUGAGGUUCGGCAGAGACUCCCAUCCUGACUGCCUACGACAGGAUGAUGUCCUGUCCAAGAUUGCAGACCGCGUCAAGAACUUCGCUGUCGUUUACCUGUGCGACAUAGAACAGACGCCAGAUUUUAACGCCAUGUAUGAAUUAUACGACCCGAUGACGAUAAUGUUCUUCUUCAGGAACAAGCAUAUGAUGUGCGAUUUUGGAACUGGUAACAAUAACAAGCUCAACUGGGUUCUCGAAGAUAAGCAAGAAUUGAUUGACAUUAUCGAAACAAUCUAUCGCGGUGCGAAGAAAGGCCGCGGUUUAGUCGUCAGUCCUAAGGACUACUCGACCCGGUACAGAUACUAG
Talaromyces atroroseus is the source of this 432-nucleotide messenger RNA. RefSeq names its product Thioredoxin-like protein 4A. The coding region runs from base 1 to 432 and encodes 143 amino acids. NCBI's taxonomy places the organism in Eukaryota, Fungi, Ascomycota, Eurotiomycetes, Eurotiales, Trichocomaceae. The transcript is spliced from 5 exons. The record is from RefSeq and is a predicted model, not a curated record. Gene Ontology annotation, biological process: mRNA splicing, via spliceosome. Gene Ontology annotation, cellular component: U4/U6 x U5 tri-snRNP complex; U5 snRNP; spliceosomal complex.